AUGGUCGGAAGAUUGUUCAACGACCUGGUGACGGCACUCGACAUCCUGCCCGAAUCGCCAACCGUCGAUAUCUGCAUCAACCACCCUUCCCCCGCAGUGCUUGCAGGAAAAGUUCGAGUCAUUGUCAAGCGGCCGUGUGUCUACAAGUCUCUGGUCUUGACUGUCACGGGGACCUCACGUGUUUGGAUGCGCCAGGGGGCCAAGACCAUCAAGGCUAAACAGGUCUUCUUGAAGACUUCCAAGGAGAUUGUCUUUGAGGGGCACGGUUUGAAUGCGGGUAUGAUUGGGAGUGAAAGUCGAGGUGGGGCUGGAAGUCGAGAGUUGCAGACACAGCAGCAGCAGAGACAACAACAAAGGGCGUCAUCGCUCUCGUCGAUGACUUCGUUAUCGAACAGUCAUCCGAGUAAUAUCCCCGUAUCGCCCCACUCCAUGACUGAAAUCGAGGCUUUCCCAUCUACAUCUACGACCACACCAGCCACCGCAGCAGCAGCAGCAGGAGGAGUGAUGACAAGGAUGAGCACUACUACGACGGCCAGUGCACAACAACCAGUGAGAUCGGGGGAACCUAGUCACGGAUUCAGCGUGCCUAAUAAUGUCACUAACGACGACGACAGCAGUCCUAUGACACAUCUGGGUCCACUCGACGGAAUUACCAUCUCCACACUCCCUUCAGACAACAAUACCAACAGCAACACCGUCAACAACAACAACCAACAACCCACCCUCCUCAGCCUCGGUCCAUCUCCUCACAACUGCGAUAACAGCAACAGCAGCAACGGCAGCAAUAGUAACAAUAAUAAUGGAUCUGGAACGACCACCAAUAGCAAUCUUCAAAAUCAAUUGCGACAGGGGGUCAACGAUAUUGAUUUCUACUUAGAGUUUCCAUCUCAUGUGGACAACCCUGAUACCAACAACAACAACAGCAACACUGCCGCCGGCGAUUCGUCCCGUUGUUUACCCUCGGGUCCAUUCAAGUCGUUCUCGGGAGAUUCGACCAUCGUGUACACACUCAGCGCUACAUUGGUCAUGAGUCGUCGGGAUAUCCUCGUCAACAACCAGAUGACGAUCUCAAUCCCCUUCCGAAUCCAGUGCUGGCAGGAUAUGGUUGACUGGCGCAACCACAGUGAGGAUCACUCUUAUCACGGAAAGAGGCGAGGCAAGAUUGAAUUUCGACUGCAGGUGCCCAAGCAACUUGAUAUACGACGACUCCAGGAUUUGCAGUUUGGGUUUGACGCUCGGUGGAAGACGCUUCAGGAUCGGCUCAAGAUCAAGGAGGUCCAAUACUCUAUUGUUGAAGAGGAGACACAAAUCCUUGGACCAAGAAUGGCACCCAACAUUCACACAACAGUCAUUAGCACAGCGGUGACACACGACUGCGCAGGCGACACCACCCCGACCGACACCUGGACUCAUAUGCGAGGAGCAGCCCGGCUUCAGAUCCCUCAACCGCACACCGUCAUGGAAUCCAUGUCCACACCUUGGCCUCAUACCUUGUCGGUCUCUCACAAGUUGCGGGUUGUCUUCCGAUUUGAUCAGUCGACGAACAAAGAGCGAGAUUUGCAAUUGUCGUUCCCGAUCUCGAUCCACCCGACUUUGAACGCUGCGGGCGGGCCGGUCCAUACGCAUGCGUUGUUUAGGCAUUUGAUGAGGUUGCAUCCGCAGAGUCGGACGCGGAGGAGGGCGAGGAGGGCGUUGUUUGGGAUAGUUAGUGGUGGUGCUGGGGAAGGUCAAAAUGAGGGAGGGAAUGGGGAUGGCGAGGAGUUGAGCGAUUAUGAUGAGGAUACGGAGUAUGAGGACGAUGAGGAUGGCGAUGGUGAGGUGGGCGGAGGAGAAAGUGGGGUCAAUGGCAACAAUACCGGCAGCGGCAACAGGCAUCUACCCGUCUACGCGGAUCGAGAAGGUACACUGCUGCUGAUGGUCGGACAUGAGGUCGUACAGGAGACAACAGACCUCCUCCAACCAGACCAAGUCGACGCCCUCGGGAUCUCGACCAUGCGAACAUCUAUAGCAACAAAUCCAGGAUUCUACUACUCGGGCGCGGAUCGACGCACAUCAUUACUUUACUCUCCUUCGGAGGCGUCCAUGUAUUCAGUACCCAACUCGCCCACGUCGCCGACCACGUUCAUGGAACAGUACUCUUGGGGAUGUGCUUAUGACGGUGGCGCUGGUGGUCUUGCGUCGUCCCCAACUAGUACUACGACUUUUAGCAUGUACUCAACUUCGCCCGACUUUGCGGUCACACCUUUGUCAUAUAUCGAAGCAGCAGCAGGAGCAGCAGGAGGUGAAUCGAUUGUUUCGAGGCGCCACUCGUCGUACACUAGUAGUAGUACUCCUAUGACGACGAUGGAGUUGUCGUUGCCUCCGCCCUAUGUGUUCCCGUCCGUCGCUGAGGAUGAAGAGGACUAUACCAUUCCUCCACCUUCGCCUCUGCCCUUCAGGAACGACGAUCAACGCCCGACGGUGCCCGCUGUGGCCGUGACCAGUUCACGGGCAGUAGACAAGGGCAAGGGCCGGAGUGACAAUGGUGACGAUGUGUCGAUGGUGGAUGUAGGAGUGGUUGCACAGGAUAUUGGACCUUCUUCAUCUUCUUCGGCUCCAAUGGCUGCGCGGCCAGUGGUGGGAGUUGGACCGUCAACAGUGAUGCCACCGUUUGGUCUGCCGAGCCCCGAGUAUGAGAUCCAUGAGUCUCCUCUACAUAGUUACGCGCACCAAGAUAUGGGCCGAGACAAGGGGAAGAAGAAGGAGCAAGGAAGAGAUGAGCAGACCACCGCAAGCGAUAUGUAG
Molecule: messenger RNA, 2784 nt
Organism: Linnemannia hyalina
Lineage: Eukaryota; Fungi; Mortierellomycota; Mortierellomycetes; Mortierellales; Mortierellaceae
Source: the annotation of a GenBank genome assembly